CCAGCCGGGUUCCAUGCAGCAGAGUCCAAGAUGGCGGCGCUCUGGAUGCGGCGGGGUGGCUCGGCGGCGGCCGCAAGGAGGCUCUUCGUAGCCGCGCUCCUGUGCCUAAGCAGCCGCUUGCUUCCCGCAGCAGACGCCACCGGCCAGGCGGAAGGCGACGCUCCUACUCCCGCGGGGCCUCACCGGCGGUUCGAAUACAAAUACAGCUUCAAGGGACCGCACUUGGUGCAGUCGGACGGAUCGGUGCCCUUCUGGGUGCAUGCGGGCAAUGCUAUCCCCAGUGCUGAUCAGAUAAGAAUAACUCCUUCAUUAAAAAGCCAAAGAGGAUCUGUGUGGACAAAAAGCAAAUCUAUAUUUGAAUACUGGGAGAUUGAAGUGACCUUCAGAGUGACCGGAAGAGGGAGAGUAGGAGCUGAUGGAUUGGCAGUCUGGUAUACCGAAGGGCAAGGAUUAGAUGGCCCGGUUUUUGGCGCAGCAGAUAACUGGAAUGGUGUUGGCAUCUUCUUUGACUCCUUUGACAACGAUGCAAAGAAAAACAACCCCGUGGUGAUUAUUGUCGGCAACAAUGGCAAGCUCCAUUAUGACCAUCAAAAUGACGGUUCCACACAAGCAUUGGCAUCAUGUCAAAGAGAUUUUCGUAACAAGCCUUAUCCGGUCCGAGCAAAGGUUAUGUACUACCAGAAGACGCUAACUGUAUUAAUAAACAAUGGCUUUACCCCAGACAGAGAAGACUACGAGUUUUGUGCCAAAGUUGAAAACAUGGUGCUGCCUCCUCAAGGAUACUUCGGGAUCUCUGCAGCAACCGGUGGUCUUGCAGAUGACCAUGAUGUCUUGUCAUUCCUGACUUUUCAGCUGACAGAGCCUGGCAAAAUGGCGCCUCCACCAGAUACAGAGAUUGCUGAAAAGGACAAAGAGAAAUAUCAAGAAGAAUUUGAGCAUUUCCAGCAAGAGUUGGACAAAAGGAAGGAGGAAUUUCAGAAAGAGCAUCCUGACAUGCAAGGCCAGCCAACGGAUGACCUCUUUGAGACGGUGAGUGAUCGUGAGCUGAGGCAGAUCUUUGAAGGCCAAAAUCGAAUUCAUCUGGAAAUAAAACAACUCAACAGGCAAUUAGAUAUGAUUCUGGAUGAACAGAGAAGAUACGUCUCUGCAGUAACGGAAGAAAUUUCCAAAAGAGGGGCAAAUGUCCCUGGCCAUCAAGGGCAGGUCUCCCAGUUAGAACUUGACAGUGUCGUAAAAACUCAAGAAGAGGUCCUGAGACAAGUUGGUGAAAUGAAAAAUUCCAUGGGGGAAACUCUGCGGCUAGUCAGUGGCAUUCAGCACCCUGGUUCUGCUGGUGGGAUCUAUGAAACAACACAGCAUUUCAAUGACAUUAAGGAGCAUCUCCAUGUCGUAAAGAGGGACAUUGAGCAUUUAGUCCAGAGGAAUAUGCCAUUGAACGACAAACCCAAAUGUCCAGAGUUGCCACAAUUUCCAUCGUGUUUAUCUACAACACACUUCUUUAUAUUCGUAGCUGUGCAGACGCUACUGUUCAUUGGUUACAUCAUGUACAGGAGUCAGCAAGAAGCAGCAGCAAAGAAGUUCUUUUGAUGGCCACUCUAUUGUGCAUUCCAGAGGUGCAUGGAAAGCAUUGCACUAGUUGCAGAGGAGGGAAACCCUAGUGUUUAAAAUGCUUCAGUAUUUUAAAUUAUUGAGUUUUUUUUAACCAAGUACACUGAAUUCUGGAUUACGAUGCUAUAAAACUGACAUACUCCAAGGCAGAAAGGAGGCAAAUUCUGUCUUGGAACUUCCAGGAGAGAUGGAUGGAUGAAAUAUGCCUUUACUUGAUUGUCAAAAUACAUCCCAGGUAGGGUCUUGGGACAGGAGUAUUUCUCACACCUGUUUUUACAUUCUUAUUUGGGGAGAUUGUGGAAGGCAGAAAGACUUGCGGUAAAAUAUUUGUUUUAUGUCUCAGAGGGGAAGGGAGGCAGGCAGGCAGGCAGGCAAUGUGGUUCUGAAACUGCAUUCCCCUUUAGAGUUUUAAGAGAUUGCAAAAAAAGACAUUUAACCUUGUGGGCAGUGAUAGAUGAGAAGCGGUUUAAUAUCAUCAAUCCAACUUUAUAAAAAUAGGCUUGCAGAAAAAGUGAUCAGCAGGGGUAUUGAACAAAGGAGUUUGUAGAACAGCUCAAUUCUUAAAGAUGCAAUUUUUCUGUGUAGAAAAAGAUAGGAGGGAAGAAGCUCUUUCUAGCAUGUUUUGAUACAGUUCUUUGUAUUCACAUUGAUCAUACUUUUGUAAAAGUGUUCUUUAAUCUCUCUUCAACGAAGAGAUCCUAGCUUGCAUGAUCUUGAAAUUCACCUGACUUGGGAGAAUAUGGUAUAGCAGCGAUCUUCAAAAUGUAUUCAUUGAACGUUAUAAAUCACGCAGACCUUGCAUUGAAUUGUUCGAAGUGGUAUGGUCUUCUCCAAAGCCAGGAAUAUUGUUGGCAAUACUGAUGGCAUUGUUAAAAAAAUUCAAGCUUGUUCUCCUGUUUUUACUGAACCAGUAUUGUUCUUAAUCUGCAAGUAUUCUUAUGUCUUACCCACCUUUAUUAUGUAAUCCUUCUUAAGGCAGUUCCAGAACAGCAAAUGUGAAUUUACUCUGCCCAGCAUUUUGUCCUUGUAGUGUUGACUUGAAACUUCAUUUUUAUGCAUGUGGAAAUUAUAAUUGAAUAGGUUUUGAAUAUCGUUAAGUGUUCAAAUUCCUCUAAACUUAAAAUAUUAAAAAGCAAGCAAUGUCCACUCUAUCCAGUAUUACAUAUGUUGAAGGCGUUGUUUGCAAUUUUGAGAAACAGAACAAAUCUAUGCAAUUCUCUCCCUUUGAAGAUAUUGAUAGCAUUAUGUUAGGAUUUACAAACUGGAAGUUUUCCAUCAAGUGUUUAAAAACAUGUAACUGCAAAAUACCUUUCUGCAACACACAAUUGAGGACAAGUAAGCAGACUUAUUUUUAUCAACCAAAAUCACUCAAAAGGGCCAUUAUCCAUUCUGUUUCAGAAUGGAUAAUAUUUUUACAGGUGCCUUGGACAAAUAAAAACCAAAUGUAUGCUGUAAAAAUGACCUACUACUCAAGGGUUUGUGGAUUCUGUUGAGUUGUUUUUCUUUGGAAUAUAUUUGGGUUAGGAUGCAGAUCUUGUAGAGAAACAUCUAUAUUUUCUUUUGACGUAAUGUGAAUCUACCCAGCCAAGAAUUAAAAUAUUGAAGCAA
Molecule: messenger RNA, 3216 nt
Organism: Candoia aspera
Lineage: Eukaryota; Metazoa; Chordata; Lepidosauria; Squamata; Candoiidae
Gene: LMAN1
Product: lectin, mannose binding 1
Exons: 13
Coding region: 31-1587 (518 amino acids)
Biological process (GO): endoplasmic reticulum to Golgi vesicle-mediated transport
Cellular component (GO): endoplasmic reticulum-Golgi intermediate compartment; COPII-coated ER to Golgi transport vesicle; Golgi membrane
Molecular function (GO): D-mannose binding
Source: RefSeq, a predicted model, not a curated record